AUGCCGGGCAAUUUCAAAAGGCCGUUCGACCCGAAGAGACGCAAGAAGUCGAAGGCCAAUGACAAGAGCAGUGCCCAUGAUGAAGUCCUGCUGACCGAUAUCAACCAUCUCAUCAAAAACAAUCGACCCGAACAAGACGAGUCCAACGACGAGAAUGCGACCCCGCCUGCUCCCACUCUCCCCGAGACCUUCACCGAGAUUGACGUGACUGUGUCCGAUAUUUCGUCGACUGGAGAUGGUCUCGCACUUUCCGAAAACAAAGAUCAUGUCUAUGUUGUCCCUUUCACCGUUCCAGGAGAUAAGGUGCGCGUGAAAGUGAUCAAACACUUUCCUGCCCAGUCGUACACCAUGACCGACUUUCUCAACGUGAUUGAGCCCGGUCCCCAAAGAAAUGAUGCGCUUAUCGGGUGCACUUAUUUUGGAAAGUGCUCGGGUUGUCAAUUGCAGAUGAUGUCGUAUGAAGACCAGCUUGCGCACAAGCGGCGCAUUGUAGAGAAAGCAUAUGCCAAUUUCUCUGGACUCAUCCCCGAAUUGGUCCCCGCCAUUGGGGAGACUUUCCCUUCUCCCAUGCAAUAUGGAUAUCGCACUAAACUUACACCUCAUUUUGCCCAAGGAGCUGGCAAAAAGAAGCCAAACCAGGAGGAACCAGAGGAAGUCAAGGUGCCACCGAUUGGCUUUACUUACAAGAACCGGAGAAUGGAUAUGGAUAUUGAGGACUGUCCACUGGGAACGGACAUCGUCCGCCGUGGUCUCAAGAGUGAAAGGAAACGUGUUGCUGAGAACAUCCGCUCCUAUAAGAAAGGCGCAACCCUUCUUAUGCGGGAAUCUACCGCACGCGUUCCAAAGGAGACCUCAGAAACUGAAACUGAGGCCAAAGAUAUGAACGGACUCAAUUCGACCCCAGGUGCCGACACCGGUGAGGUGAUCCGAGUUGAGCGUGAGAACUAUAUUGAAGAGAAACGCUGUGUCACUGACAACAAUGCCACUUCUAUCGAAUAUGUUGAUGACUUUAUCUUCAGCAACAAAGCCGGCGGUUUCUUCCAGAACAACAACUCCAUCCUGUCUGGUUUCACCGAGUUUAUCCGCUCCCAGGCCUUGCCUCCGGGUAAUGACCAAGAUCCCACCCCCAUCAAAUAUCUUCUUGAUGCAUACUCAGGCUCGGGUCUGUUCACUAUCACCCUUUCCACCAUUUUCAAGUCCAGCCUGGGUGUUGAUGUUGCAGGGGAUUCCAUCGUCUGCGCGCGUGACAAUGCUCGUGCCAACAACCUUCCAAAUACUGGGUUUGCUGCUGCAGAUGCCGCAGUCUUGUUCAAGGAUGUUCCCUACCCUCCUGACCAGACUCUUCUGGUCAUUGAUCCUCCUCGCAAAGGCUGCUCGGAAGAUUUCCUUCAGCAACUGCUUGAGUUCAAGCCCCGCCGUGUUGUGUACGUUAGCUGCAACGUUCACACUCAGGCCCGAGAUGUGGCAGUCAUGGUCCAGGGUAGCGAGAAGCAAGACGUGCGAUAUGAGAUAGAGAGUAUCCGUGGAUUCGAUUUCUUCCCUCAGACGGGGCACGUUGAAGGUGUCGCUAUUCUCAACCGAACUUCAUUCCCGAAACACUCCGCAUAG
Penicillium macrosclerotiorum is the source of this 1608-nucleotide messenger RNA. Its product is annotated as tRNA (uracil(54)-C(5))-methyltransferase. The record is from RefSeq and is a predicted model, not a curated record. The transcript has a single exon. Bases 1 to 1608 code for a protein of 535 amino acids. Gene Ontology annotation, biological process: tRNA processing. Lineage: Eukaryota; Fungi; Ascomycota; Eurotiomycetes; Eurotiales; Aspergillaceae. Gene Ontology annotation, molecular function: tRNA (uracil(54)-C5)-methyltransferase activity, S-adenosyl methionine-dependent.